AUGCAAAAAAUUGCUGCUGAAAACAAUCUCUCUGAAACGGCUUUCUUUGUGCCGAAUCCCAGCAAUGAUAAAUAUGAACUUCGCUGGUUUUCGCCCACGCUCGAAGUAGAUCUAUGUGGUCAUGCAACAUUGGCGACGGCGCAUAUUAUUUUCACUGAAAUGUCUCCUACAAAAGAGGAAAUUCACUUUCAGACCAAGAAAGCUGGUGAACUUAUAGUUACCCGUCAAAAGGAGAAUGCUUUAUAUACCCUCAAUUUUCCAGCCCGUCCAGCAGACAAAGCCGAUUUGCCUGAUGCAAUGUUGUCAGCAUUAUGCAGCGAAAUAGCUCCCAUCGGUGUUUACAAAGCGAGAGACUAUUUGCUCGUUUAUGAGAACGAGGCUAGCAUCAAACAAUUGUCGCCGGAUUUUAUGGUAUUAGGCAAAAUCGAUGCUGUUUUUGCUGUGAUUGUUACAGCUCCUGGUGAUGAAGUCGAUUUUGUUUCGCGAUUCUUUGCUCCGAGUGCCGGCGUUCCUGAAGAUCCCGUUUGUGGUUCAGCACAUUGUACUCUAACUCCUUAUUGGGCUGAACGAUGA
This is a messenger RNA of Rotaria sp. Silwood2, 573 nucleotides long. The record is from the annotation of a GenBank genome assembly. NCBI's taxonomy places the organism in Eukaryota, Metazoa, Rotifera, Eurotatoria, Philodinida, Philodinidae.